CAUAAGGGUUUGCGUCGUGUUAGGAAGCAGAAAAAACGUCCGCUAGGGUGUGUUACAGUCCAAUAGAUCCUGAGUCUCGACGAAACCUUUAUUUUGGUGACAUUUUGUUGAAUUAACAGGUGUGUUCUCUGUGAGUGUGAGCUGCAAUGGUUUACAUAACUUCGUGGGACGAGUUUCUUGAUCGAUCUAUUCAGUUGUUCCGUGCCGAUCCUGAUUCUACGCGGUAUGUCAUGAAGUACAGGCAUUGUGAUGGCAAAUUGGUACUCAAGGUCACCGACAAUCGAGAGUGUCUGAAGUAUAAGACGGACCAAGCACAAGAAGCUAAAAAGAUGGAAAAACUGAAUAAUAUAUUCUUUACUUUGAUGGCUCGGGGACCAGAAGUGGAUCUAUCAGAAGUCACUGGGAAAGAACAAAUGGAUGCACAACCGACCAAAAGAGGAAGAGGAAGGAAGCAAUAACUCAUGUGUCUGGCUGUCCAAAAGGGCUUCAUGAAUCUUAGGAAAUCAGUAAUGAUUUGAUAGAUUUUUUUUUACCCCUUUUCCAAAAUCUUACUGCAAUGCCUGGAUUGCAUACAGAAUUUUUUGUUUUCUGAAUUCUUUCUCAAAUAUUAAUUAAUCUUGGGUAUGGUUUUGCCUACAACAAAAUUAUUCACAUAUCAUUGGCGAAU
This is a messenger RNA of Gastrolobium bilobum, 667 nucleotides long. RefSeq names its product signal recognition particle 9 kDa protein. The coding region runs from base 147 to 458 and encodes 103 amino acids. The record is from RefSeq and is a predicted model, not a curated record. Gene Ontology annotation, cellular component: signal recognition particle, endoplasmic reticulum targeting. The transcript has 4 exons. Gene Ontology annotation, molecular function: 7S RNA binding. Lineage: Eukaryota; Viridiplantae; Streptophyta; Magnoliopsida; Fabales; Fabaceae. Gene Ontology annotation, biological process: SRP-dependent cotranslational protein targeting to membrane; negative regulation of translational elongation.